AUGGAGAGGCUGACACGGUUCUAUAACGUUCUGUAUCUUCUGUUUCUCUUGGCGUUGCAGAUUGCUUGUUCUUCGUCACAAUUGUGCUCUGAAGAUCAGUAUCUUCCCUUGCUUCAAUUCAAAAACAGCUUUUCAAAAAGUAGAAUGGCUUCAUCAGCUUGUGAUGAAUCUCAUGGCACGGUUUCUUAUCGGAAGACUAGUACUUGGAAGCGAGGCACGGAUUGCUGCUCGUGGAAUGGAUCGCCUGACGGGGGAAGUGAUCGGCCUGGACCUCAGUUGCAGCAGAUAUUACCAAACAAUAGCCUCUUCUCACUUCACCAUCUCAAGAAGCUUAAUCUUGCUUACAAUGAUGUCAACAUGUCCUGGAUCUCAUCCGAGUUUGGUAUGCUAACUAAAUUGACUCAUCUCAACCUCUCUAGCUCUGUGUUCGAUGGGAAAAUCCCAUCUGAAAUUUCAUACCUUUUGGGGUUGGUUUCGCUGGAUGUCUCUUACAACUAUAGAUUAUCCAUUGAACCACCAAGCCUAAUAAGCAUUGUUGGAAAUCUAACAGUGUCAAGAGAACUAGUUCUUGACUCUGUGAACAUGUCUUCUGUUCCUCCUAGUUCCUUCACAAACCUGUCGUCCUCCUUGACAUUACUUGGUCUUGGGUCCUGUGGAUUACAAGGGGAUUUUCCAGGGGAAGUGUUCCAGUUACCAUAUUUGGAGAAACUAAGGGCAACUACCGAUUCGGUGUGCGAGCUCAAGUCCUUGAAGACUCUGCCACUCUCCAGAUGCAAAUUUACAGGGCCAAUUCCAUUAUGUUUUGGUAACCUCACACAAAUUACUUCCUUGGACUUUUCAAUCAAUAGCUUUGAUCGCGAAAUCCCACCAUCAUUUUCAAAGUUGGAGACGCUCAUUCUCUUGGACAUUUCAUCAAACACCUUCAGCGUUCAGAUCCCAGAAUCAUUUUCAAACUUUCAUCAGCUUAUUCACUUGAAUCUUGUAUCAAACAACUUCACCGGCCAAAUCCCCAACAUAUUUGGCAAUCUAACCCAGAUUUCUUACCUAGACUUAUCGCUUAAUCGACUGACGGGAUCAAUUCCUUCUCAAGUAAUUGGUCUUUCAAAUCUCACUUCUUUCUCAAUGUCUGCUAACAAAUUCGAUGGCACCAUACCAUCUUGGUUGUUCAAUCAUCCAUCUCUGGUGCACCUAGACUUAAGUAGCAAUAUGCUUACUGGUAGCAUUGGCGAAUUCUGCAGUAAAUCGUAUGAUUUUAUCAGUUUAGGUGACAAUAAACUAAGUGGGUCAAUUCCUAGCUCAAUCUUUGAACGAGAAAAUCUUACAGAGCUCCAUCUUUAUUCAAAUAACUUGUCUGGCUCUCUUGAUCUUGACUUAUUUGCAAAGCUGAAGCAAUGGCAGCUACAAGCACUCUCUUUCUGCACCAUGACCAAAUUCCCAAAAUUCUUGAGAGCAGCAGAGAACAUGAUAGAGCUUCACCUUUCUGAAAACAACAUUCAAGGUCCGAUACCCGAAUGGGCCAUGAAGAUGUGUAAGGAUUCACUCCAAGUUCUGAACUUGGGUCACAAUUCUUUGACACAUAUAGAGAAAAUUCCAUGGAGAAAACUUGACCUCCUCAAUCUUCAAUCCAACUUGCUUCAAGGGCAUCUUCCAGUCCCUCCACCGUCCACCACAUUCUUUUCGGUGGCGAAUAAUCAGUUGACCGGAAAAAUCCAAAUCGCAGAUUUGUGA
Messenger RNA from Tripterygium wilfordii, 1728 nucleotides. RefSeq names its product receptor-like protein Cf-9. The transcript has 3 exons. The record is from RefSeq and is a predicted model, not a curated record. Gene Ontology annotation, molecular function: protein binding. Lineage: Eukaryota; Viridiplantae; Streptophyta; Magnoliopsida; Celastrales; Celastraceae. The coding region runs from base 1 to 1728 and encodes 575 amino acids.